Messenger RNA from Aspergillus piperis CBS 112811, 688 nucleotides. RefSeq lists its product as uncharacterized. The transcript is spliced from 2 exons. Bases 69 to 311 code for a protein of 80 amino acids. The record is from RefSeq and is a predicted model, not a curated record. Lineage: Eukaryota; Fungi; Ascomycota; Eurotiomycetes; Eurotiales; Aspergillaceae.
UCAUUGUCUCUGCUGUAAACUACUCUACCAUUUUCAAGAAACUACUACAAGAAUAGCGAAUAUUCAAGAUGUCGACCCCUGCUAUCCAAGGUCUCUCGUCUAUGGGCUCGUCUGUCGGUGCAUACUCCAGACAGCAGCUGGCCACUUUGAGAAACAGAUUCUUGACUACAGAGAAGCGCAGGAGGAGGGCACAGCUCAUCUCGACCUCGUUUAGCGUCCACAAGCCGGUCUGGAUUGCUGCAGGGGGUGCCGCUUACACGACGAUGGGCGCGGUCUAUCUGACGCUACGCUACAUGCGUCGCUUGAAAUAAAUCCAGCUCCUCCGCGAGCGAGUGAGCGAGCGUGUCUGGUUACCGCUAUUGGUGCUUUGAAAGCCACGAAACUGGAAUAGAGGAGGGCACUUGUCCGAGACAGCGAUCUGCAUCCUCAUUAUUACCGACCAUUCAUUUCACAUCAUUUUCUUUUCUUCUAUUUUAUUUGGGUUACCCUCUAGGGUCAGGUACUUUGGACGGCACGGGAUGGAAUAUGCAACAAGGAGAGGGAAUGGAAUCGUGACAUGACGGAGUUUUUACGCGUUUUGGGUUGCAUUGGAACCAAUAUUCAUCAUGUAUUUAACAAAGACACAAUUACAAACACACCCAGGAAUGACCAUAAAUACAAGAAACAAUUAAAAUGACUUGAUGCAUCA